AUGAUGCGCGUCGCCAUCUACAUGUUCGCGGUCGUCGCCGCGCUCUGCGUCUCUCUCGCCGCGGGGGGCAACGCCUUCACGCUCGAGGUGACCCAGAAGCAGGCUGGCCAGAGCGACUACCUCACGGCCUGGGCCGCUGCGCAUCGCAAGUGGGGGAAGGGUGUUCCCAAGGGCGCGGCCGAGAUGCUCGCCCUCUCGGACGGAGGUGAGAGCCGUGUCGAUGCCCUGCCCUUGGUCCAUGACAAAGCCUACGUCGCCGAGAUCGAAGUCGGAACUCCGCCGCAGAAAGUCAAGGUGCUUCUUGAUACCGGCUCCUCGGACGUCUGGGUCCAGUCCACAGACACCAAGUACCGCAUCAACAAGCAAGGGCCGCAUGCCCCGAGAUACAACCCCAAACACUCCAACACGUCGCGUGCCAUCGAAGAUGCCAUGUGGAACAUCGAAUAUGCGGACGCCAGCAAUGCCGUUGGCGUCGUCUAUCGAGACACUCUCCGCAUGGGCGAUUUCGUCAUCCAUGAUGCGCUGAUCCAGUCUGCCUCGAUCGUCUCGGACAGCUUUGAGAGGGAGACGGGCUUCAGCGGCAUCAUGGGCUUGGCCAAGCUGCUCGACAACAACAUCCAGCCUCCUCAGCCGUCGUUCCUGUCGGUCCUUCAGAAGCAGCUCAAGGCGCCUGUAUUCACAGUCGACGUGCGCAAGAAUGCAACGAGCCGCUUCGACUUUGGCCGCGUGGACCAGACACUCGCCUCGGAUAACAUCACCUGGCUGGACACCGACCCAACCAGCCCCAUGUGGAGCGUCGAGUUCGAACUCACGGCGUGGACCGGCAACAGCGUCUGGCUGUACCACAAGUUCCAGGCCAUCAUCGAUACGGGAACGUCGCUCAUGUUCCUCCCCGAGCUGCUCGCCAGCAUGUACUGGGAGAAGGUCCCCGGCGUGGACAGCUCGCUCGGCUCAUACCGGUUCCCCUGCAACGUGACGGACAGCCUGCCUGACCUGCUGCUCAAGCUUCCCCGCACUGACCACGUACUUGUCAUCCCCGGCCAGUACCUGAACUAUGGACCGGCCGACAGCGACAAUGACUUGUGCUGGGGCGGGAUGCAGGGCUCCGGCCAGCUCAACGGCGUCAUCAUCAUGGGAGACGUGAUGCUCAAGGCCCUGUUCGUCGCCUUUGACGUGGAAAAGGGCCGCGUGGGCUUCGCCAACAAGUUUCUGCAUGAUGUGAAGUAG
This is a messenger RNA of Purpureocillium lilacinum, 1227 nucleotides long. RefSeq lists its product as uncharacterized. Gene Ontology annotation, molecular function: aspartic-type endopeptidase activity. Gene Ontology annotation, biological process: proteolysis. The record is from RefSeq and is a predicted model, not a curated record. Lineage: Eukaryota; Fungi; Ascomycota; Sordariomycetes; Hypocreales; Ophiocordycipitaceae.